CUUGUAGAUUUUCAGUGGAAACUGGGGAUGGCAGUGAGCUCAGACAGUUGCAGAUCUCUCAAGUAUCCUUACGUGGCAGUGUUGCUGAAGGUGAUGGAUCAUUCAGGCCAAGUGAAGAACAAGUCCUUUGAAAUGACAAUUCCACAGUUUCAGAAUUUCUACAGACAGUUCAAGGAAAUUGCUGCAGUUAUUGAAACUGUGUGAAAACUGAUUACUUGGUUGAUAAGUUGUGGCCAUCAUUCUAAAAUCAUGGACUUCACUUUCUGUAACAAACUGUAUAUGGAUCCAGUGAUAUUUAUUGACUGAAAAUUAUACUUUUGUUUUUCUAUUUUUUAAUAAUAAAAAAUCACACAAACAAGAA
This is a messenger RNA of Neofelis nebulosa (Clouded leopard), 361 nucleotides long. It is a transcript of the gene COMMD6, whose product is annotated as COMM domain containing 6. The transcript is spliced from 2 exons. Gene Ontology annotation, molecular function: NF-kappaB binding. Bases 28 to 204 code for a protein of 58 amino acids. The record is from RefSeq and is a predicted model, not a curated record. Lineage: Eukaryota; Metazoa; Chordata; Mammalia; Carnivora; Felidae.